Molecule: messenger RNA, 1499 nt
Organism: Tarenaya hassleriana
Lineage: Eukaryota; Viridiplantae; Streptophyta; Magnoliopsida; Brassicales; Cleomaceae
Product: transcription factor TCP19
Exons: 2
Coding region: 498-1397 (299 amino acids)
Cellular component (GO): nucleus
Molecular function (GO): DNA-binding transcription factor activity; sequence-specific DNA binding
Source: RefSeq, a predicted model, not a curated record
CUCCUCGGCUUAAUUUACGUUCUUAAGAUCACAUACCGGCCCAAUAAGGUGAGCUACGGCCCAAUAAGGGCCCCCAUAUCCGGUCCAAGUGAAAUCACAGAGAAUAUAAAAUUGAGGAUCUUGAGGUGAGGGCCCCUCUUCCAUAUUUGUAGGGUUCUUGGAGAGGAUAAGGUGCGGUGGGGCUAUUCCUACUUUUCUAGGGUUUGGUUCUUUUCUCCUUCUCCCUUUUUUCCCCAAGAAAUAAAAUGUAUUUAUGACUUUAAUUUUCGUGUUUAGCAGUCAAAUCUGUGAAAAAAGGGUUCAGUAAUUUUCCCUGAGAAAAAAAAAAAUCAUUAAAAUUUUUUGGAGCUUUCAACAAAUUUUCCAGAAAAUCUUGUGGAAGUUCAUCCUCUCCUGCGAUUACUGUUGCAGAUUAUUCGUGGGUCCUCUUCAAGUUUACGUUCUAAAGCUCAUCCUCUUCAAGUUUUCUUUUUCAAGAAACCGUAGAGCUUUUGGUUAUGGAGUCGAAUCAGGAAGGCAAAGCGAUACGAGAGAUUGACGAAAAUGUCGUCCUAACCGACGCCGUCAACGUCAACAAUAAAGGAUCCCCAGUAAACCGGACCCACCCGGAAUCUGACCCGGUUCUGCCCAUGAAGCAGGAGACCACGAUGGACCGUUCCCUCUCCGUCGCCAUCCUUAGCCGCCGUAGCGCCGCGAAGAAGCCGGCGAAGGACCGCCACACGAAGGUCGAGGGUCGUGGUCGGAGAAUACGAAUGCCCGCCGCCUGCGCCGCUCGGAUCUUCCAGCUGACCCGAGAGCUUGGCCACAAGUCCGACGGUGAGACUAUACGGUGGCUCCUCGAGCGGGCCGAACCCGCCAUCAUCGAAGCAACCGGGACCGGAACCAUCCCGGCGAUCGCCGUUUCCGUAAACGGAACCCUAAAAAUCCCGACGGUGUAUCCGGAAAAACUGGAGAAUGCCGGCGCCGACGAUGAAGAAGCGGCGAGGAAACGGAGGAAGAGGAACUGUAACAGCGAGUUCAUCGACGUGAGUGAACAGAGUGUGGGCAGUUCCGUGACUUCGGGACUGGCGCCGAUAACGGCGUCAACUUACGGCGUCAACGUCAAUGUGAACGUCAAUACGCAGAACCUGGUGCCGUUUUGGCCAAUGGGCCCAGCUACUGCUGCGUUGGUAGCUAAUGGGCCGAACCACUCAGCCCAUCUGUGGCCUAUACCUCCGUUUCUGAACGUGGCGGCGAGGUCCAUCUCGGCANUCGCACCCGAGGGAUCGGCGGUGGGUUCGUCCAAUGGGACGGUGACACGUGGCGGCGGCUUUUCAUUGGAGAUUUUGGAAAAGAAGGAGCUUCAGUUCUUGGGUGGGUCCGGGAACAAUAGGCCGUCGAGUUGCCCGAAGACUUAGGAGGAAGACUUUAGAUCGAGUUUAUGUAACUCUGGUUUAAUUUGGUCUAAAUUCUGAUGGUGUGGAGUUGGUGAAAUAAACAAUUUAUUUUAUUUUAUUUUU